Colletotrichum gloeosporioides is the source of this 1377-nucleotide messenger RNA. Its product is annotated as SNF1 protein kinase subunit beta-3. Gene Ontology annotation, molecular function: protein kinase binding. The coding region runs from base 1 to 1377 and encodes 458 amino acids. Lineage: Eukaryota; Fungi; Ascomycota; Sordariomycetes; Glomerellales; Glomerellaceae. Gene Ontology annotation, biological process: signal transduction. Gene Ontology annotation, cellular component: nucleotide-activated protein kinase complex; nucleus; cytoplasm. The transcript has 3 exons. The record is from RefSeq and is a predicted model, not a curated record.
AUGGGCAACAACCCCUCCUCGUCCUCCAAGCCUGCCACGCCUGUCUCAUCCGCCCCAGCGUCGCAGGACUCACCCAAGCACCAUCACCACAAGCGGGAGUCCAAACACAUCAUCCCCCCGCGCUCCGCCGAGCGAGUCGCUGCUCCGCCUGAGCCCUCCCUUACUCAAGCCCAGGGCUCCACGGUCACCAAGGCCAACAAGCCCCUCCAGUCCAUUCCCAUCUCCAGCUUCACCACCGGCUCUCCAUCCUCGAACUCGAGUACUUCCGUUCCCCAGCCGAAGCCACCGGAAAGCAAGCACAUCAUCCGCGAUGAGCCCAGCAAGCCCGUAGACGUCCCAAGCGCACCGACCGAAUCCUCCUCCCUGAGGUCGCAUUACUCCGCCCACAUGAUUGAACCAGCUUUGGUCUCCAACAACAGUGUCAAUGACAUGUCGUACAUAACCCGCCCUCCUCGUCUGCCUCUGCCUAUCGAGGAGGAAAUACACACUCCCGGCUCGCCCAUCAUCGCACCUGCGGACAAUGGCGAGGCCUCCGUGACGGAGGUGGAAGCCCUCGAUUCGGAUGGCAUGACGAGGAAGUCGUCGGCGCUGAGCACGACCACUGUCGAUGAGGAGGAUGGCGAGGAGUUGAUUGUUGACAAGACAAGGCCCACUGUGCCGACCCGCCUUGAAUGGCGCAGAGGAGGAGGAAAGAUCUAUGUUACGGGAACAAUCUUCCAGUGGAACCGGAAACAAAGAUUACAUCCCGUGGACGGCCAACCUGGCGUAUUCGCGGGCACGAUACACAUUCUUCCGGGUACACACCAUGUUAGGUUCUUGGUGGACGGAAUCAUGCAGACCUCGCCCGACUUGCCGACUACUGUGGACUUUGGAAACAACCUGGUCAACUUCAUUGAAGUCAGCGCCGACGACCUCCCCGCCAAGGCUCCCGUGGUGCCGGGACCCGUCCCCGCGCCCGGUACAGUGGCCAGCGACCAGAGCGCACCCAAGGGCGAGGCAGCGCAGGGCGAAGAACAGCCGAAACCCCCCAAGGGCAAGGAGGUGCCGUCGCCAAGUCAAUACUUCCACCAAAUACCCAAGUACCUGGUCGACUUUGACCAACCUGAAGAUUCGCCAGCCUACCAGUAUGCUGUGACAGCAAUUGAGAAGCUGCCAACGCCCCCCAGUCUUCCGGGUUUCCUGGGCAAGCCUAUAUUGAACGCCGCGGUCCUCAUGAAGGACGACAACAGCGUGCUCAACAUGCCCAACCACACUGUCCUGAACCAUCUGGCCACGAGCAGCAUCAAGAACAACAUCUUGGCAGUCUCAGCAACGACUCGUUACAAGAACAAGUACGUAACGACAAUCAUUUACAAACCCACAACAACAGACGAAUAG